AUGUCAAAAUUUUACGCGGUUGCUCAUGGUUUUAAACGAGGUUUAUUUGAGGAUUGGAAUGAAGCAAAGAAACAGAUUGAUGAUUUUCCGCAAGCUGUCUACAAAAAGUUUGACGACAAGAAAGAGGCUGAGAAAUAUUUGAACGAGCGAAAGGCUACGUCGACAAAAAUUGUCCCAGAAGACACAAAAGCCUCCACAUUUUACGCGGUAGCUCGAGGCAAAACUAUUGGAGUUUUUGUCGAAUAUGAUGAAGUGAAGAAAUCGAUUGCUGACUAUCCACAAGCACUCCAGAAAAAGUUCUCAACUUUCGCCGAAGCGCACGAGUACUAUUUGAAGUUUGCCGAAGGAAAAGGCGCCGUAAAGGAAGAAUCCAAGAAAUCGAAAGAAACAAAGUCUGCCGAAACAUCGAAUGCAGAAGUUUUCUAUGCAGUCGCUCGAGGACACAAGAGUGGAGUUUUCUCAACAUGGGCUGAAUGCAAAGAGCAAACGGAUGGCUUCCGCGGUGCCAAAUUCAAGAAAUUCGACAAUAAAGAGGAAGCCGAACUGUUUGCAUCAGGGAAAACGCUGAAACAGAUAGAAGAACACAAGAAACGAAGCAAUGACAGUUCUUCCAAUGACACCGAUUGCCCGGUUCCAAGCAAGAAAUCGAAGAAAGUU
Molecule: messenger RNA, 657 nt
Organism: Mesorhabditis belari
Lineage: Eukaryota; Metazoa; Nematoda; Chromadorea; Rhabditida; Rhabditidae
Source: the annotation of a GenBank genome assembly